Molecule: messenger RNA, 3521 nt
Organism: Eriocheir sinensis (Chinese mitten crab)
Lineage: Eukaryota; Metazoa; Arthropoda; Malacostraca; Decapoda; Varunidae
Gene: TMS1
Product: serine incorporator 1-like
Exons: 13
Coding region: 130-1602 (490 amino acids)
Cellular component (GO): membrane
Source: RefSeq, a predicted model, not a curated record
UGGGUUCUGACGUCACGCACCAUGACGUCACUGUGGCAACAAAGACACGACCAUCGACAGGGAGUGAACUACGUCUCGGCCACCUCCGUGUUUUAACGACUUUGACGCCACCACCGAGGGCCUGCGAGGAUGGGAGCCGUGCUAGGAGUGUGCACCGCGGCCCAGCUGGCAUGUUGCUGUGGGUCAGCAGCGUGCAGCCUGUGCUGUGCUGCCUGUCCGUCAUGCAAAAAUUCCACGUCCAGUCGCAUCAUGUAUGCCGUCAUGAUGCUGUUGGGCACCAUUGUGGCUUGCAUCAUGCUCUCUCCAGGACUCCAGUCAGCUUUGGAGAAGGUUCCCUUCUGUGAGGGAGAAGGUGCCCAAUCCUCGAUUACUGAUCCUGUUGCUAAGUCAGUCCAGCUGGAUUGCUCUGGAAUUGUUGGCUACUUGGCUGUGUACCGGCUGUGCUUUGCCAUGUCAUUGUUCUUCUUUGUAAUGGCACUGCUCAUGGUGGGAGUCAAGACCAGCAAAGACCCUCGAGCUGCCAUACAGAAUGGCUUUUGGGGCAUCAAGUACCUGGUGUUGAUUGGAGCCAUUAUUGGAGCAUUCUUCAUCCCACACGGAAACUUUGGGCAGGUGUGGAUGUACUUUGGCAUGAUUGGUGGGUUCCUGUUCAUUCUCAUCCAGCUGGUGCUCAUCAUUGACUUUGCUCACUCCUGGGCUGAGGCCUGGGUGGACAAGUACGAGGAGACAGAGAGCAAGGGAUGGUACUGUGCCUUGCUGUCCUUCACCUUCUUCAACUAUGCAUUGGCUAUCACCGCUGUAGUGCUUUUCUACGUCUUCUACACCACGCCACAUGAUGUAACACCGGCUCAGGAAGUUCUGACUGAAAGCUGUGGCUUGCAUAAGUUCUUUAUCUCCUUUAAUUUGAUCCUCUGUGUCCUUGUGAGCAUCCUCAGCAUCUUGCCCAAGGUCCAGGACUCCCAGCCCCGCUCUGGCCUUCUUCAGGCCUCAGUGAUCACACUGUACACCAUGUACCUCACCUGGUCCGCCAUGACUAAUGCCCCGCAAAAGAACUGCAAGCCUGACUGGGAUGCCAUCAUCGAUAAUGGAGGAAAGGUCACACCCACUGAUGGCCCUGUGACACAUGAACCAGCCUUUGAUGGGGAAUCAAUUGCCUCACUCAUCAUUUGGUUCUGCUGUGUGCUGUACUCCUCCAUGCGCACAGCCUCCAACUCCCAGGCCUCCAAGCUCACCAUGUCCGACAAGGUCCUCCUAAAAGAUGACUCCACCCGCCGAAGUUCUGGAGACAUUCCUCUGGUGACCAGUGAGGUGGGACAAGGUGCUUCUGGGGACCCGGAGGCUGGUGAUGGCCACCACGUUUGGGACAACGAGGAAGACAGUGUGGCCUACUCAUGGUCCUUCUUCCACAUCAUGUUUGGACUCGCCACACUCUAUGUCAUGAUGACCCUCACCAACUGGUUCACCCCUAACUCUGAUCUCACCACCCUCUCCAGCAACGUGGCUGCAGUGUGGGUCAAGAUCGUCUCUAGCUGGAUCUGCUUGGCCCUUUAUUGCUGGACGCUGGUGGCCCCAAUCAUCCUCAGCAACCGUACCUUCGACUAAGCUUUGAAUAAGCUCACGCCAUUACGAAUCCCAUCUGCAAGCAGUGGGUGGGAAGCAGCAUUGCCCUGCAGGAUAAAAUAGCUUUGACCUACAAGUAACCAUGGUUUUAGUUGAUUAUUUACCUCUAUGGGCAUAGUAUGACCCUUGCAUUGUAUGCAGUUGUCACAUGUUCCUGUUGGACAUUAUUUUCAUAGUAUUCUCCAUGCUAUACCUUAGGUCCAGCCAAUCUCAAGUGGAACUCACAUUACAUCAAUGUAAUUUUAUUACCCAUUGAAGAAAUGAAGCUUCCCUGAUGUAUUGGCACAGGAUACUUUGUAGGUCUCAAUAUUAUAUAUAAGUGAUGUAGAUGUUGUAUUUUGCAAAUACCCAUUCAUCCUAGUCAUACACUGAGGUUCAUAAAUUCAUGUAAGGAAGGUGAAAUCAGCAGUAAUUAAGAAAUAUUGUUUUUAGAAUUUUGUAAUUUGUGAAUGUAACUUGUGAAUCAUUUUAUUGGUGUGCUUACAGUGGUUUAAAAGAGAACUGGAGUUUCACAGCCUGUGUUACACAUCUAUAUGUAGCUUAAUGCUGGGAGUCUUUCAUGUCCGCACCAAUUAUUUGCAAACUGUGCCCCAUUUAUCCCAAUCACAGUGAGGGUUUAGUGGCAGCCCAAUCCCCUCUAAUAUAAAAUUCCCAUAGUUAGAAAUAUUAUGGUAAUGGUCAGUUUAACUCAUACAGAGGUGUGUGGAUUUGUGAAGUGUGCAUCAUGCAUAACUGAAAUGGUCACAUAAGGGCAAGCUUGGGUUUCAAAAUGUGUGUUCAUUUGCUUUCAGCUAUUGUAGUUGAAGCACAUCAUGAAUUAUAAGAUGUUUCCUGUUAAUGGUAAAUUGAUUACAUUAAAUUAGUCUUGCAUACAAUGUGUUGAAAUCUUAAGACACUGGAAGGGUUAAUAUUUUCUUUUACUGCUUUAGUUAGAAUCACUUUGAUCAGCCAGUUGAACUACAUUAUGAUUAUUUUUUACGUUAGAAUUUAGUUACUCUAACCAUGCUGAGAGUAAGACGGAGUGUACUGUGUACGUGUGUGUGUGCAUAUAUGUGAGAUUCAUAAGUUUUGCAUUGCAUGUGUUGAUCCAUACACCUUUUUUAUGAAAUUGUCUUUACAAUAUAAUCACGUUAUAUUUGUAGCCUUUCUCAAGUUUUAGGUUUGUUGUAGCGUUACCUGAUACAUGGUUAUUGUUUGCAUUUUAUUUUAAAAAAUAGAAUUCUUUGAAUAGCAACUAUAUGAUGUAAUUGUUUAAUUCAUGUAAACAAGAUCAUGGUUUCUAUUUAGAGUAUUAUUUCAGAUCCGUAUAAUCUUAGAGAUGAGAAAAUACGUGGAUGUCAUUACCAUGGGGAAGAUAGGUUAACUAACACUUUUGUGGUACUAAUGUUGCGUGCUCAGUGCCCAAUACUUCCCAAUACAAUUUUUUGUUCCUUCCCAUGAGGGUUGUUGCUGUCAGGUGAUGAUGCCAAGUGAGGCUGGUAAGUGGUUUUCAUUAUAAGAUCAAUCAAAUACUUCACUCUUUAAAGGUUGUUAAAUGUUAUUCAAUCAUGUAGUUAUGAUGGUGAUAAAUUAUUGUUAAGUCAUGGAUAGCUUUAUUAAUGUGAUAUAUUUUAAGUUUCUUCUUAAUUGGUAUCAUUUAAAAUCAUGGAAAAAAAGAAUUUUACAAGUAUCAUUUAUAUCCUCCUGUACUUAUUAUUAUUAUGGUAGUAAUAUAUUUUUUCUUGCAGCAUGAAUAUUAGUUUGGACACUGUAGAUAGCUUACUAGACAGAUUUUAUAAUUGAACAUGUUAAAAUUAAUGAAGAUGAUGAUUGGCAAUACAGGUAACUCGAUUUAUGCGAGUUUGGUUUACGCGUUUUUUAAAUAACGCGGGGUCCAAAAUCCAAAUAAAUGUUUAAUUCAG